This is a messenger RNA of Bemisia tabaci, 1773 nucleotides long. Its product is annotated as cathepsin B-like cysteine proteinase 1. Gene Ontology annotation, molecular function: cysteine-type peptidase activity. The record is from RefSeq and is a predicted model, not a curated record. Gene Ontology annotation, biological process: proteolysis. NCBI's taxonomy places the organism in Eukaryota, Metazoa, Arthropoda, Insecta, Hemiptera, Aleyrodidae.
UUGCAGUGAAUGAAUCAUUCAGAUUUUUGUGUUAAUGUAACUAAUUGAAUUUAAUACUAUUUUUUGCUGCUGUUUUAAUUGAAAUAAGGAAGAUUUCGGUGAGUGCAAGUAUUUGCACCUCUAAGGAGCACAAGCUAUCGGGAAGUUUCAAUUGGCAAGGAUGCAUCUGCUAUGGGUAAUUGUAAUAUCCGUUAUCUGCCUCGGAGAUCUGCCAUCGUCAUUUGCUCAAUGGGGCUCAGACUACCCCAGCCUGUCAACCCUUAUAGAGGAUUUGAAAUUUCUUGGAGGCGAGCUUGGCGAGUAUAAAGACAUGGUGCCUAGUGAGGUGGAACAACAAGUUUCAGCCCUGCGAGAUAUAGAUCAGUUCUGCCCGAAUUCAUUAGAUCUGGAAGACGUCCAAUUGCCUCGCGUCUUUGAUGCCAGGAAUCAAUGGAAGGAAUGUGCGGGACUGAUAGGAACACCAUGGGACCAAGGAAACUGUCGUAGCAGUAGUGUUCUUGCGGUUGCCUCAAUGGCUGCUGAUCGCCUGUGCAUUUCCUCAAACGGAACGGUCAAAUCCACGUUGUCGGCGCAGUAUUUGAUGGCAUGUAGCAGCGCAUGUGAAGUGAACGAGCUCUUAAGCACGCCUCUGGAGUUCAUGAAACAUACCGGAAUUCCGACAGGGAGUCCUUAUGCCUCUGACAACACAACUCGAUCAGGAUGUGUUCCCUAUGAGAUAAUGCCUUGCAAUCAUUCUAAUACUCCUGUAAAUCCAGAUGAAAUUUCUCUCGAACCAUGCGACUACAAUGACAAGUACAGUCCUUUAGAGUGUCCUGAAGAAUGUACUAAUCCUGUAUACCCUAAAAAGCUGGACGAAGAUUACUAUAAAUUCAAAUGUAUCUAUGAAAUUGAGGAAUACGAGGAAAAAAAGAUGAAAAAGGACAUUUUGAAGAACGGGCCGAUUGUAGCAGGAUUCGUUUUAUUUGAAGACUUCUUAGAUUAUAAAAAAGGGAUCUACCGUCACUAUGGAUACGGGCCCUACAUUCGAAUUCAGCACGUGAAAAUUAUCGGCUGGGGUGUGGAGAAAAAAGUUCCUUACUGGCUUGGAGUUAAUUUUUUCGGAGAUGCGUGGGGUAUGAAUGGCCUGUUCAAAUUCUUCCGAGGAAGAAACCACCUAUUUAUCGAGACAAUGGUAGCAGCUGGACGAUUUUGAUGGUCCUCUAGUUAGUAAAAUAUUUUAAAUGCUUACAAAACGGGUAUAUUCUUUUUCAAAGGCUCAGAAGAUUUUUAUAUAGUAUCACUUAAAUAAUUGUAAGUAUAACAUGACUUUCGAUCAGCUCCUGUUUUCCAUCAUAGAAAGAAAAUUUAUCAGAUUAUUUCAGCGGAUUCCAAGAGUCCUUUUGUGGUAAACAACUCGUCGCUAAGAAAGUAAAAACAUUUUUAUUUGUGCACUUACUUUUUAAUUCUUCAUACAUCUUUAUUAAACUCAUUCAAAAGUAAAAAUAGUCACCUCUCUUUAGAAAUGGUCACAGCCUAACAAACAAUUUAAGCACACAAUAUUUCAAGUCAAUGCUCAAUUACUAAAUUCGUGUAGGAACUUCCUGAGGUUUAAUUUCAUCCAUUGCUUCCGGCAAAACCGCGGACAAAUGUAAUGUGUAGGUACUGCAGUAAUCGUCAAACAUUCGACUAUUAUUUAGUCAAAUACAGUUUCUAGUCAUUUAUUUACCUACUUGAUGAUUUGAUGUUAGCGGUUUUGUGUUAUUUUUGUUCAAUACAAGUUGUUAUUGUCCAUUU